AUGACUGUCAUAGAUGGCGGAGUGAAGAGCUGGCCUGGGAGCACAGUCGAUCACCAAGAGUGCCAAACCCAUCGAUUAAGCAUAUUCGGUACAAUUGCGAGCGACGUCCUCCAAGAAGACGCUAUCCUUGGACAGGAAGUUUUGACGGCAUUUUCGGUGUGGAUGGAGCAUACGCAUACUUAUAAGAACAACUCGCCUAUUCCAUUCGCAUCAAUGGAUGAUUAUCAUAUUUAUCGCUUCAAAGAUGUGGCCAUUCAGUUCAUCAUUGCGCUGGUGAAGUUCAGCAGCAAUGCCCAUGUACCGACGCCAGAGACAUACUUGCUGAGCAAUCUUAUCCGUCUAUUUCAUCGACAUAUCUGCCUGAUAAAUGACCUCUAUUCCUAUGAUAAAGAAGUCCUCGAAGCACAGGUGGAUGGCACGAUCAUUGUGAAUGCAGUCGAUGUUCUGCAAAAUAUUGAAUCAUGCAACUUAGUUCACGCGAAAUUGUCAAUACGUCAAAAAAUCUGGGGGCUAGAGCAUGAGAUGCUUGAUGAAUGCAGGUCACUCGACACCGUGGGUAUACUGAGCCCCGAUCAGCUUAAGCUGGCUCGCGGACUGCUAGAGUGCGCUGCAGGGAACAUAUUCUAUUGUGCUACACAAAAAAGAUAUGGUGGUGACUCAGCACUUUUGACCGUUGAUUAG
Molecule: messenger RNA, 681 nt
Organism: Penicillium longicatenatum
Lineage: Eukaryota; Fungi; Ascomycota; Eurotiomycetes; Eurotiales; Aspergillaceae
Product: terpene synthase family protein
Exons: 2
Coding region: 1-681 (226 amino acids)
Source: RefSeq, a predicted model, not a curated record